AACGCUAAAUUUUAGGUUCAAGCAAAGCAAAAACAAAAAUCAAAUAACAGUAAAAAUGCUUCAAUCCGAAUUUGUGAAACACUGUUUAAAAUUCGUUGAGAUUUCACAAGAACUGAACGACAACUGGGAAAUUGUGUCAACACCCAACUGUGAAGAUUACCUCCGUACCACGAAAUUAUUCCGCAGGAAGGAAACGAUUUGUGAACAGGAAGAGUUGCACGAUGAAAUACCGGGGCUAGAGCAUAACGAUCCAUCCAGUGCAGUCGUUUCAACAAUGCUCAAGGACGAAGUGUAUAUGAUAGAAUACCAUGUUGUGUACAGUUUUAGCUAUCAAGUACCUGUGCUGUACCUCAAUAUUCAAGACUCAAGAGGCAAAAUAUUAAAUUUGCAUUCUGCGUGGAAAUUACUGGAAGCGUUUAAAGGAUUCGGUUCGAAAGGAAUUUAUCAGGCUGUGACGCAAACAGAACAUCCCAUUCUUUAUCGGCCCUAUUUAUGUAUACAUCCGUGUAAAACUCAAGACAUUUUCGACAGCCUACCCAGUACCAAGCAACCCAUAGUUACAUUUCUAUCAACCUACGGGCCUCUCGUAAAACUUGAUAUUGAUCCUCGCUACGGUUUGAAACACCAUUGCAAAUAUUUCAGCUAGCUAAUAAAAAGACUAUAUUAUUGCGAUUCCUGUGAUCAAUUUUAUCCCAAACUUAUCAAAGCUCGAUGUGACUGUUUUAUAAAAAAUGUCAGAACUUCACCCAGG
Messenger RNA from Anopheles darlingi, 751 nucleotides. It is a transcript of the gene Atg10, whose product is annotated as ubiquitin-like-conjugating enzyme ATG10. Gene Ontology annotation, molecular function: Atg12 transferase activity. Bases 56 to 646 code for a protein of 196 amino acids. Lineage: Eukaryota; Metazoa; Arthropoda; Insecta; Diptera; Culicidae. The record is from RefSeq and is a predicted model, not a curated record. Gene Ontology annotation, biological process: protein lipidation; protein modification by small protein conjugation; macroautophagy. The transcript has 3 exons. Gene Ontology annotation, cellular component: intracellular anatomical structure.